Engraulis encrasicolus (European anchovy) is the source of this 11896-nucleotide messenger RNA. It is a transcript of the gene obsl1b, whose product is annotated as obscurin like cytoskeletal adaptor 1b. The transcript has 40 exons. Gene Ontology annotation, molecular function: protein binding. The coding region runs from base 647 to 10927 and encodes 3426 amino acids. The record is from RefSeq and is a predicted model, not a curated record. Lineage: Eukaryota; Metazoa; Chordata; Actinopteri; Clupeiformes; Engraulidae.
UAUUUUUAGGGGACUGCAGCAGCUGCAAAAGCAUUUAACGGUCUUCCAUGAAACAAUGACACUCGGGGUGUCUCAGGACUGAGCGCCACACAAACUGUGGGACACCGUCGUCGGUCGAGAAGCUUUUUUACGCACAGUAGUGGGGGGCUGUCACGUUGUCUUGUGUUGUGUUGUGUCGGGCCACGCCACGCCACACAGUGAACGCUUGCUUCCCUUGGAUUGCCCAGGAAGCCAUCUGAUCGAGGCAAGAUUGAGUCGGGACCAGACAAGGCAAGACUAGUGUCGGGGCAAAGGGGCCUUGCAAGAUGGAGGACGUACAGAAUGCUGGACGCUAAUCAGGGGGAGAGUGGAUUCUUCUUCUUCUUUCACCAGCACAUUCAUUGCUGUGGAGGACACGGAUGAAACUGGCUGCUGACUGACAGAGUCACGUUUUUUUUUGUAAGGAGGAGACAAACUUGUUGAAAAAGACCUGGAAAUAAGAGAGCUGGUGCGUGCGUGGAGAGAACGUGUGGCACAGGGAUGUGUGUUGACAGUCAGCCCUGAGGAUCCAGGAGAGACAUUCAGCCACAAAGGGGACGACGGCCAAGGCGACUUGCCAGACACACAGAGAGCUGCAUGCCAGUGGGGGGUGAGCUGAGGAGCAGACAUGGACGUGUUCGGAGGCGCUCCCCGCUUCCUGGCCUACCCUCGCCCCGUGGUGGUGCAGACGGGCACGGACGCCGUCCUCAAAUGCCAGAUUAGCGGGGACCCUCGGCCGGCCGUCAUCUGGGAGAGAAACAACGAGCAGGUCGAGCCGGACGGGCGCUACCGUCUGUUUGAGGACGGCAACGUCUACAACCUCAUCAUCACCUCGGUGACGACAGAGGACAGCGGCCAGUACAUAUGCAAGGCCAAGAACUGCAUCGGCGAGACGUACGCGGCGGCGACCCUGAAAGUGGAGGGCGAGGCUCAAGAGAUGGAACUGCGGGAGGAGAACAAACCGCGUUUCCUCAUCAAGCCGCUCUCCACGCGGGUCGCCAGGGGCGAGGACGCCGUGUUCUCCUGCAAACUCUGGGGGAACCCCCGGCCGGAGGUCAUGUGGGAGAAGGACGGCAGGAGGCUCAACGAGAUCUUCGAGAGCACCCACUUCAGCGUGGGCUACCAGGAAGGGGGCUGGUUCCAGCUGAAGAUCUUCAAGACUCGCGCGCCCGACGGAGGGGUGUACACCUGCAAGGCCAGGAACGAGUUCGGAGAGGGCCUGGCCGGAGCCGUGCUCCUGGUGGAUGCCGGGCCGGGACACGACGACGACGGGAACCGCAACGGCUUCACCAACGGACACUGGAAGGGCCACCACCAGGGCAAACCCAGGAGCGGUAGGCGGGAGGUGUCGUCCCGUAACAAGGAGGACCCGUUGCCUAACUCCACCAAAGUGAAAAUGUUUGCGGUUACGGAGGGAAAGCAUGCCAAGUUCCGCUGUUACGUGACUGGGAAACCCAAACCGGAGAUAAUAUGGAGAAAAGACGGCAGGCUUAUAAUGUCGGGUCGUCGCUACCUGUUGUAUGAAGACAGAGAGGGCUACUUCACUUUGAAAGUGCUCUACUGCAAACAGCAGGACAAUGGAGUGUACGUGUGUGCAGCAUCAAACACUGCAGGACAAACACUGAGUGCCGUGCAUCUGUCUGUGAAAGAGCCACCGGUGCGCUUCAAGCAGCCCCUCAUCGACCUGCAAGUCUGGGAGCGCGACCUGGCGGUGCUGGAGUGCGAGGUGCCAGAGGACGGGGUGCCCAUCACGUGGUACCUGGAGGACCGGAGGCUGCAGCCGGGGGCCAAGUACGGCAUGGAAGAAUGGGGCACCAAGCGCAGGCUGACCAUCCGCGACAUCGGGGUGGACGACGACGGCAUCUACCUCUGCGAAAUGGCCGACGGCGGGAGGAGCAUCGCUGAGGUGGCUGUGAAAGGUACAAUUGUGAGAAAACUUCCCCGAAAGGUGGAUGUCCUUGAAGGGGAAAAUGCUGCCUUUUGUGUGGAGGUAGAGGAGGAGGAGAUGGACAUCCACUGGUACAAAGAUGGAGUCGAGCUCAAGGAGACUCACCAAACCAUCCUGAAGUCUUUCGGCAGGACUCACAUUUUGGUCUUCGUCAACACCACCCCACAAGAUUCGGGUCUAGUAACCUUUUACGUGGGAAGAUCAAAGACUUCGUCUCAGCUACGAGUGAAAGGGGCAAGGCACUGCCCUCCCAGCUGCCCAGUGGGAGUGCAGAUAAACACGGAGCGCGCCAACGCAGCACUUCUCUCCUGGGUGCCUGCCCCCGACUCUCGGAAAAACCCUCCAUCGGGGUAUGUUCUGGAGCGGCAGGAGGUGGGCUCCCAGGAGUGGCUGCAGUGUCUGACCACUGACUCUGCCACCUCGGUGGAGAUCCUGGGCGACAGCGUGCCGUGCGAGGCCGACUACCGGUUCCGUAUCUGCAGCGUCAACAAGUAUGGCAGGAGUGGCAAUGUCGAGUUCCCCCGCACUGUUCAUCUGGUUCCUGUAGCGAGAAUACAAGCACCACUCCAGGACGCUCUGGUUCCUGAGGGUCAAGAUGCCUGCUUUACUAUUGAGCUGUCGGCCUCUGUCAUUGGCACAUGGUUCUUAAAUGGCACACAGCUGCAGGAAGAUGAUCAAUUCUCCAUGCGGCGCACACGCACCCACCAAUCCCUGCGCAUACGUGGGGUGCGCGACACAGAUAAUGGAGCAGAGAUAACGUUCAUCGCCUACGGAAUUAGGGAUUCGGCUGCCCUGUACAUUCAAGCUCCACUUGUGAAAUUCACAACCCUAUCCGAGAUGGACAGAAACAAGUUUGUCGAAGUCGGAAACCCAAUCGUGCUGUAUUGCGAGUUGUCAGACCCAGCAGCCCCAGUCCACUGGUACAAGAAUGGUACAGAAUUACAGUCGGUCGAGGGUCUCCACAUCCAAUCAGAGGGCACCAUGAGGAGGAUCGUCAUCCAAUCAGCGGAGUUCUCUCACUCAGGAGUAUACAGCUGCGACGCCAUCGACGACGUCAUUCGAUUUAAUGUGGAAGUGGAGGCCCCCCCUGCAAGGUUCUCACAGCUUCCCGACUCUGAGAGAAGCAGGUCUGUUGAAGUAGGACGGCCCAUUGCACUGCAGUGCGAGCUUUCAGAUCCCACUGGCCAGGUGUACUGGUACAAAGACGGAACAAAGCUCCAACAGCAAAGUGGUCUAAGUAUCCAGUCAGAUGGCAUUAAGAGAACUCUCGUGGUCCAGGCAGCCGAGUUUUGCCAUUCUGGGAUGUACAGUUGCAAGACAAAGGGUGAUGCCGUCCAAUUCAAUGUGGAUGUCAAAGCUCCUCCGCUGAGGUUCUCAGCUGUCCCUGAAGCUGAAAGAAGAGUGUUCAGUGAGGCAGGCGGCCCCGUCACGCUGCACUGUAACGUAUCCGACCCCGCUGCCCACGUCCUCUGGCAUAAGGAUGGAAUGCGGCUCUGUGUAAAAUCUGGACUAGCAUUCCAGGCGCAGGACAGCUUAAGGACGUUGCAUAUCGAGUCUGCCGAGUUGGCAGACUCUGGCAUGUACAGUUGCGCGACCAAGGACGAUGCCAUCCAAUUUCAUGUGGAGAUCAGAGCUAAGCCAGUGCGGUUCGCUGCUGUGUCUGAAGACGAGAAGAGCACAUGCGUCGAAGCAGGCUGCCCGUUGCGGCUUCAGUGUGAACUGUCAGACCCUUCUGGUUCAGUGCGCUGGUAUAAGGAUGGCCAAGAGCUUCUUCUUCCCGCGAUGGGACUGGAUGCUCAGGCGGAAGGCGCCCUGAGAUGGCUGGCGGUACAGUCAGCAGAGGUGUGCCAUGCUGGCCAGUACAGCUGUCAGACACCGGAUGACUCUGUCCACUUCACGGUGGAGAUCAAAGCUCAACCAGUGAAACUGUGGGCCUCGCCAGAGGCAGUUAAAUGUGAAUUACCCGAUGACGGCCGCCAGGCUGGAGUAGACUGUGAGAUCUCAGACCCUACUGCCACGGUGUGCUGGUACAAGGACGAAGUAGAGGUCGUCUCAAAAACGGAACCUCAAAUCAAAAUGGAAGGUACAGGGAUGGUGGUUGUCCACUCGAGACAGCUCUCUGGUUCGGAAAAGUACGGCUAUGUGAAAGAGGAUGGUGUCAUCCAGUUAGAUGUUCAAGAUCAAGCAGCCUCACCGGCGCCUGUGACAUUCGAAGCCGCCCCUGAAGUUGAGAAGAUUGAGAGUGUUGAUCCUGGCGUUUCCACUGUGCCCCAAUGGGAAACCGUAGACCCCACAGCUCAGGCCAGUUGGCACAAAGCUGAAACUGAGCCGUUCCAUGAGGCUGGACCGGUCACUCAGUCCACAGACAGUGGCGAAAGAACACUGGCGAACCUCCGCACAGCUGAGCUAAUCUCGACCGGAAUUCGAGACAGCGACAGCAUCAAGGCAGACGAGGACCGCCAAGUUAAUGUGGACAUCAAAGGUGCAGUGCCCUCUCACACUGAUCCACUCAGUGAGAUAUCUGAUGACUCAAUCCAAUGCACUGUGGAAAGGAAAGUAGCUGGACCUUUGAAAUAUGCAGUCAUACAUGAAGUUAAGGAGUACAGGUAUACUGAAGACAGAAGUCCUCUAAACGUUGACUUUGAGAUGUCACAUCCAACCACCAGCCCUGUCUACGACUACUACACCACAGAUGAAGAUCAACCUCAACAUUUACCAAUCAAUCAUCCAACAACUAUGCAAACAUACACAAAGCAAACAGAGGAGCGAAGGCUGCUGACACACUAUCAUGAGGAUGAUGAUGUCAAAACAUAUAAGGUGGAUGUUGAAGGUCCCACAAUGGAUAAUACCCCACCUUCUGAAGCGGAGAAACAGGUAUCCACCGGAACAGCGAAUCCUGUGUUAGAGCAUUAUGAUGACACGCCAGCAGGACACUCUAUGGCCAAGAUGGGCUUGUGCGAAGACGAAUUGCAUUACGGAUCAUACGAAACGACAGAUGUUUUCCAACAUGGUAGACUGGACAGACAGUCGACUGGCAGACUGGAGGCAAAGGUGACGGUACCGUCGCAGGUGUGUCAAAAAGAGAAGAGCAUCUGUAAGACCUCGGAGCACACCGAGAGGUCUCAUGAAGACCGAAAAGCCACACACGUGAAAUGUGACACGUCAGCGAUCCCAGAGAUCGAGGAGAGCAAGUCCACUGACGCUGGCUGCCCCAUUGAACUACAGUGUGAGGUCUCGCACUCCACUGCUCCAGCCUAUUGGUACAAGGAUGGCACUGAGCUCCUCCCUCAAAAUGGAUUCAUUAUCCAAUCAGAGGCCACCGUUAGGAGACUCAUUAUUCCAUCAGCACAACAGUGUCACACUGGGGUAUAUAGCUGCAAGACUGUGGACGAUGUCAUUUUAUAUAAGGUGGAUGUCAAAGCUCCACCACCAUCACCACAAUUUUCAGCCAUUCCCGAAGCGGACGUGAAGAAAUGCCUGCAGGCAGGCAGCCCCACUGUCCUGCACCGUGAAAUUUCAAACAUCUCCCCAGCCGCUGAAGUCAGCUGGUACAAGGACGCUGGAGUAAGACUCCACCAGCAUCAAAGUGGCAAUCAAGCCGUCUUAUCUGAAGGUGCUCACACAACUCUUGUUGUCCCACCUGCUGGGCCGUCCCACAGUGGAACGCCCACUUGUGAGACCCAGGAAAGAGCGGUCCACUGUGUCGUUCCCUCGGACACACAAGGUGAUUUCAAAACAGAUCCACGGAAUGCUCCACCAGUGAAGUUUUGCGCCUUACCUGAAGACUGGCAGAAUAAAUGCAUUGAAGCAGGCUGCCCUUUCGAACUCGAGUGUGAGAUAUCAAAUCCUGCUGCUCCAGUCAGCUGGUACAAAGAUGGUAGAGAACUGGAACCCCAGGGUGAAAUUGAGACUGUGUCCGAAGGUGCCAAAAGAAAGCUGUCUGUGCCAGCAGCUGGGCUUCAUCACACUGGGAUGUACACCUGCAGAACAGCAGACGAUGCCGUCAGGUUUAAUGUGGAUGUCAAAGCUCCAUCACCAAAGUUCAUACCGCUUCCAGAAGUAGAAAGGAACAAGUCUGUCACAGUAGGCCAGCCAAUCGUGCUCAUGUGUGGGAUUUCCGACUGUACAGCCGAGGUCAGCUGGUAUAAAGAUGGGGAGCAAUUAUCUGGCACACAUGGAGUCGCUAUUGAAAUGGCGGGAAAAGAGCGAAAACUGGUUGUUGAAUCAGCACGUCUCUCUGACUCUGGACAUUACAGCUGCGCUGUUGCUGACGAUGCAGUUUCUUUCAAGGUGGAUGUCCAAGCUCUCCCUGUUAGGUUCUCAGCCCUUCCAGACGUUGCAAGGAACAAGUUUGUUGAAGCAGAAUGCCCCAUUGUACUACAGUGUGAGCUUUCAGAACCCACUGCCCAGGUUUCCUGGUAUAAAGAUGGACAACAAGUCCUCCCAUUGGCUGGACUUGACAUCCUAUCAGAGGGCGCCCUGAGGAGGCUGACCGUCCAAUCAGCAGAAUUGAGACACUCGGGGGUGUACAGCUGCCGUUCUGAGGAUGAUCACAUAGAAUUCAAGGUGGAUGUUGCAGCGCCGCCAGUGAGGUUCUCAGAUGUUCCAGAGAUUGAGAAGAGCAAGUCCAUUGAAGCGGGCCAUCCUAUUUCUCUCCAUUGUGAGAUCUCGAACCCUACUGCUCUGGUCCAGUGGUACAAAGAUGGAGAGCCGCUUCUGCCUCAGUCGGGGAUUUACCUCCAAACAAACGGCACCACGAGGACACUGGUUAUCCAGUCAGCCGAGUUUUCCUGCUCGGGGUUGUACAGUUGUAAAACAGCUGAUGAUAUCAGCGAAUUUUAUGUGGAAGUGAAAGCACCUCCGGUGACAUUCGCCCAUGUCCCCGAGGCCGACCUCCACAAGAACAUUGUGGAGCAGGAGUGCUUGACCCUGUCAUGUGAGGUGUCAAGGCCUGAUGCCUUCGCUCAGUGGUUUAAAGACGGAGUUGAAGUGCAGCCUGAUGACAAAACCUUGGUAGAAACGGACGGCACAAUACGCAAGCUUAUCAUCCAGGUGUCGCAGCUGUCAGACUCUGGAACGUAUACGUGUCGUGCAGGGGACAGUGUGUUAAUGUUCAAGGUCAAUGUCAGAGAGCCACCCGUCAAGAUUGUUUACCCCAAAGAAGAUGUCCACCUGGACCGUCACGUCCCAGAGGAGAUAGUGCUCAGCUGCGAGCUCUCCAGGGCUAACGGCUCCGUGAACUGGUUCAAAGACGGCCAGAAGUUACAGGACAGCGAGAACAUCAAGCUGAAGACCGAGGGGCCAUACAGAAGACUCAAGAUACUUCGCAGCAGAGUGGAGGACUCUGGGGAGUACGUCUGUGACACGGCUGAUGACAGAAUAUUCUUCCAGCUCAACAUAACAGAGCCUCCCGUGCGUAUAGUAUCUCCUAGCCAGUCUCAAAUGGAGCUGUGUCAGCAGACUGCUGAGCGGAUGGUGUUGAGCUGCGAGAUCUCAAGGGCAAACGCAAAUGUACGCUGGUAUCGCGACGGCCUGGAGGUGGAGGAGAAUGACAACCUCAUCCUGGAGGUGGACGGAGUCUACAGGAGACUUAUCAUCCCAAAGACAACGGUUCAAGAUACUGCUGAAUACGCAUGCGAUACCGGGGAUGAUUCUGUGACCUUCUUUGUAAAUAUUGCAGAGCCUCCAGUGAGAUUCCUGCGGCCAAGAAAAAUGGCAUGUGGUGUGGACAUCUUCAUGGGUGACCCUGUCUUGCUGGAGUGUGAGGUCUCAAGGCCCAAUGCCGAGGUCACCUGGAAGAAGAACGGCGAGGACAUCGAGGAGAGUUCAAGGGUCAGCAUAGUCGGAGAGGGCCUUAUUCGCCAGUUAGCCAUACAGUCGGCUCUGUUGGAGGAUUCGGGUCAAUACGUGUGCGAUGCAAAGGAUGACGUCAUGGACUUCCAAGUUAGCGUCACAGAGCCACCUAUUGAGAUCCUUAGAAAGGAUGAGAUAGAGACAGAAAAAGACAUUUUAACUUCUGAUGCCCUUGUACUGAAAUGUGAGCUUUCUCGGUGGAAUGGAACCGUUCACUGGUACAAGGACAACCAGGAAAUCGUGGAGAGCGAUCACAUGACGUGUGAGUCGGAAGGAGCGUUCCGCUCCCUGGUCAUCCUGGAUCCUGAAGUUGUCGACACCGGAGCGUACACCUGUGACGCGAGAGAUGACAAGGUUGUGUUCCAUGUCACAGUGCGAGAGCCACCAGUGACCAUUGUAGGAAAUUCAGAGCGCCCUGAGCGCCAUAGCCAGCUACCGGGAGAUGAGCUGAUACUGCAAUGCGAGGUGUCGCGGCCUAAUGCGCCGGUUGAAUGGUACUGCAACAGGAGGUUAUUGGUUCCAGACUCGCGAACGCUCAUAGAAUGUCAAGGAACAGUGAGAAAGCUUGUCCUAAAACGGCUUGAGCUCUCAGAUGCAGGACAGUACAUGUGCGACGCUGUGGGAGACAAAACAAUAUUCUUGGUGAAAGUCCAAGAACCACCUACAAUGUUUGUCAAUAAAGACGAAGAGAACCAAGUCAUCACUUGUGAAAACGACAGGGUGACGCUCUGCGCCAAGGUGAACAGGGACAAGGCCCAUGUUGGAUGGCUGAAAGACGGCGAAUCUAUCAUCGGCACCCGGUUCGAAGCAUCCACCCAAGGAAGAAAUCAUUACCUUAUCAUCGACCCAGUCAAAAAGUCGGACAGUGGCAGGUUCACGUGUACUGCAACCACAGAUGAGAUGGAGUUCAUUGUGCUUGUCAAAGAGCUAAAGGUCAGAUUCGCCAAGCCUCUGCAAGACACGGUCGGGCUCAAAGAUAGUGAAGUCACUUUGCGCUGUGAGCUGUACAAGCCCAGGGGGGACGUCCAGUGGCUGAAGGACAAAGCCGAGAUUACGCCCAGCCAUCAUUUCACAAUCAGGGCCAACGAGUGUGAAAGGAGUCUGACCAUACACAAUCUCAUGCUGGAGGACUCUGGGAUAUACUCCUGUGAAUCCAAAGAUGCGAGAACAUCUGCAGCUCUUGAAGUACAGAAGCCUCGCGUGGUGGAGUUUAUCGCCGAGCUGCACAACAUCACGGUCAUGGAAGGGGAGGACGCCACGUUCAAGUGCGUGCUGUCGCCCGAGGACGCCCGGCUGGCGUGGCGCAUGAAUGGCAAGCCCAUUUGCGCCGACGAAAAGUUCACCAUGUCCAGCUGUGGCCUCUCCCACACCCUCCACAUACUUAGCUGCCAGGUCUCCGACACCGCGGUCGUGAGUGCAGAGGCCGAAGGUGUGGUGUCAAAGGCCAACCUUCGAGUGCAAGAAGCUCAGGUGCUGUUUACCAAGAACAUGGAAGAUGUCGUCGCUGAAGAGUAUGGGGAAGCCACACUGGUGGUGGAGGUCAGCCUGGACUCUGGCGAAGUGCAGUGGAUGAGACACGGGGUGGUUAUACAAGCAGGGCCCAAGUUCACCUUGAAACACAUCGACAGGAAACGGAGCCUGACCAUCCACAAACUCGUCCUGUCCGACCGCGGUACCUACAGCUGUGAAACGCUCCACGACCGCACGCAAGCGCAGCUCACCGUGGAACCGAGAAAAAUUAAAAUCCGCAAGGGGCUGAGCGAAAUCCAGACGUUUGAGCGCGAGACGGCCUCGUUCGAGGUGGAGCUGUCUCACGGCAACGUGGAGGGGGCGUGGAUGAAGGACGGCAUCCGGCUGAAGGCCAACAGCCGCUGGAGGCUGAGCUGCAAGGGCCGCGUGCACGCCCUCACCAUCUCCAGCCUGGCCAUGGAGGACAGCGGCACAUACACCUUCAGCACCGAGAACGCCAGGACCUCAGCCAGGCUCAUCGUCAAAGAAACUCCAGUAACCAUUCUGAAGAAGCUUGAGGACGGAAAGUUCCCAGAGGCCUCGGCUGUGACCUUGGAGUGUGAGCUGUCACGGCACACUAUAGAGGUCAAGUGGACUAAGGACGGCGUGGAGCUGAAGCCUGGUAAGAAUCACCGCAUCUACUCGAUGGGCCGCAAGCGCGUCCUCCAGAUCCUCCGCUGCGAGAUGGACGACUCCGGUGUUUACAUGUGCGACGCCGGAGACACCAGUACCAGCUGCUCCUUGGAAAUAUACGAGCCUGAGCUGGAGGUCGUCCAGGGUCUUGAGGAUCUGGACAUCCAGGAGGAUGAGAAUGCCGUGUUCAUGUGCGAGCUCUCCCUGGACAGCGUGCCUGGAGAGUGGUUCAAGAACGGGGAGAGGAUCAAGCCCACCAGCCUGAUCAGGAUCAGACAGGAAGGAACCAAACACUUCCUCCUGAUGUGCAAUGUCAAGGGAGAGGACUCCGGAGAGAUCAAGUUUGUGGCCAAAAAUAUUGAGUCCACGGCCUACCUGGAAAUAGAGGAGCUCCCGGUCAACAUAGUGAAUCCGCUUCAGGACCAGACGGCGCUGGAGAAGAGCACUGUGUCUAUGGACUGCACCGUGUCCAACCCGCGCUGCAGCAUCCGCUGGUACAAGGGCAGCAACGUGAUCCUGCCGUCCGAGCGCUUCGAGAUCUGCAGCGAGGGCUGCGACCGUAGCCUGAUCAUCCAGCAGGUGGCGCUAGACGACGAGGGCAUGUACAGCAUCCAGGUCGGGGAGCACAGCUGCUCUGCUAAACUCACCGUGGAGGGUACACAGGGGAACACAGAUUCGGCAUCGGACACCCAGUCUCUGAAGAUGGUGCGAGAGCUACAGGACGUGGAGGUGUGUGCCCCUUGCGAGGCCUGCUUCGAGUGUGAGGUGUCCGCGCCGGGGACCAGGCCCGUGUGGACGCUGAAGGGCGAGAGCCUGGAGCCCAGCUCGCGCGUGCUGCUGGAGAAGAUGGGCACCGUCCACCGGCUCACCCUCCGCCAGACCUCCGCCGACAUGUCCGGCGAGGUCCAGUUCACGUACGGGAAAGCCAAGAGCACCGCCAACCUUGUGGUUAAAGGUGAUCUAUAAAACAUGACAGCGAGACGGCGGCUUUGAUACAGGUCGGCGACUUCGAAGAGGAUCUGCAUUCGUUUAGUUAUUUUUUUUAGGUGUUCCGUUUUCUUACUUGUUGGAGAGGCGUGGAAAACUGAAAGCGCUGUCAAAUGUGAUGACUUGAACCUGAUAGAAUAUCAUGUACUCGGAAACGUUUUACAUUGUCCAGAGAGAGACUAGACAUGCAAUAUAAUUUACGUAUAUAACAGCUCUCCUACUAUGUGCUGGAUUCUUGAAACCUUUGAAGUUAAAUUUCAAUCUUAAUUUUUUUAAAUGUUUUGUAUUUGUAGCUAUAUUUGAACAAAAAAAACAAAUCUUAAUCACAGAAAUCAAAAACUAUCAAGUAUUUGUUUCAUUAAAUGGUUUUAAUGAAAUUGCCCUUACAGCAAACAUCAGCAACAUAAAUUGAUAUUCUCCAGGUCUUCUCAGAUUUGAUUUUAUUUGUAGUUGUAGUUAUCUGUUAUUUGUCUAAUAAUAAGUUCAUUGAUUGAUGUAUAUUUGUACUUCUUGUCCUUUGUAUAGACUUUUUUUAAGGGAUACAUAGUCUCUGGGAUGCCGGAUUUGGGGUGUUACGUAUGAGGUGAGGUGUAUGAGGCGCAAUGGGAAGCGGUCUAGACGGAAGCAUGUCAUGUAAAUACACAGGGCCAAAAAGAAGGGUAGUUUAGAAGAGUUGAUAACCGAGACAUAUUAACCAACUCAUACAGUAUGUGACUUGACUUUUCAAUUUCAGUAUUUCCCAAAUGUAGAAACAACACAUACUAAUCUAAUGCAAUUUAGCUAGUUUCCCGUGUGGAAGCCGUCUUUUCUUUUCUUUCUUUCUUUCUUUUUCAAAUUCCAUAUUUAUUUCAUCAUUCAUUUUAAGCAGGCAACAGUACUGGGUUUAUUGCAUUGUUGUCAUUUCCUUGUUUUAAAAUAAUAUUUCAAUAAAUGCUUUCUUCAUCCUUU